GCCGCCGCCGCUGGCGAAAUGUUUUCAUUUUUUUCAACAUUAUUUUCUGAAUUUUAGUCAGUGAUUUUAGUACACAUUUCGUUAGAAUUUUAUCCUUAUUAAAAUUUUUGUCAGUAUGAGUGAGGAGAAGAAAAAGUUGGAGGAGCAGAAAGAUUCAAGAUGGACUUUAGAACGCGAGACAGAACUACGGUUUGAAGUACCAGAAACUGAUGAUUCUCAAGGCAAAAAGUCGGCACAAUUAGUUUUGUUGAAAGGACAGGCAGAAAUAUUUGGCACAGAAUUAGUGUUGCACAAGAAAUUUAAUUUUAAACCUGGUGAUAAAAUUGCUGUGUUUACAUGGGAUGGCUGCAUUGUUGAAAUCUCCGGAGCUGUUGAUGGGGCGUAUGUUUCAAGAGAAACACCAAUGUUGAUGUAUCUCAAUCUCCAUGCCGCUCUUGAUCAAAUGAGGGAAAAAGCCAAGAAGAAUCCUGGUUUGACAGGCCCAAGAAUCAUGAUAACUGGUCCAGGAGAUGUUGGCAAGUCAACUCUGUGCCGGAUACUUUUGAAUUAUGCUGUUAGGCUUGGGAGAAGACCGAUUUAUUGCGAUCUUGAUGUUGGACAGGGAUCCAUCUCAAUUCCAGGAUCCACAGGUGCACUUUUAAUAGAAAGACCAGCUGAUAUAGAAGAAGGAUUUGCCAUUCAUGCUCCACUAGUGUAUAAUUUUGGACACACAUCACCAAGUGCCAAUUCAAAAUUGUACGAUGUUUUAACAUCUCAAAUAUCAGAUGUUGUUAAAGAAAGAUUUGAAAAGAAUAGUGAAGCUCGUAUUGGUGGUGUUGUUGUUAAUACUUGUGGUUGGGUCACUGGGGCUGGUUAUAAGAUGUUGGUUCAUGCUGCUAAAGCCUUUGAUGUCAAUGUGAUCGUUGUGCUUGAUCAAGAGAGACUUUAUAAUGACUUCAAGAAACAAUUUGGUGAAGAUAUUGAAGUACUUCAUCUUCCGAAGUCCGGUGGGGUUGUUACCCGAAGUCAACAGUUCAGGCGAGAAUCAAGAAAUGAAAGGAUACGUGAAUAUUUUUACGGGAUAAAAAAUAAUUUUUAUCCGCAUACAUUUGAAGUAAAAUUCUCGGAUGUAAAGGUUUUUAAAAUAGGAGCCCCUGCAGUGCCAGAUUCCUGUCUUCCCAUCGGAAUGCAAAAGGAUGAAAUUGAAACGAAACUAGUACCAAUGCAACCAGGUAAAGAUCUUAUUCACUGCGUUCUUGGUCUAAGUAUGGCGUCAGAUCCUGAGGAAGAUCUUGUUCGGACGAACAUAGCAGGAUAUAUUGUGAUAACGGACGUGGAUAUGGAGCGUCAACAAUACAAGAUUCUUUCACCCGCCCCCAGGCCCUUACCCAGACAGUUUCUCCUGCUGAGUGACGUAAAGUUUAUGGACAUGAAGUAAAACUUGCAAAUAUUUUCAUAUUAUCGUGAAGCGACGAAAUGAUGAAAAAGAGGACAUAUUACGAUUUUAAAGUUGCAGUAUGCAUCAUGGGGCUGAUUCGGGGGUAGAGCCUUUUUUUGGCCAGUCCCUUAGCAAUAUGCUGCGACUUCGGAAUGGUCAAUUGUUGAUGAACUACUUGGCCUCAAAGAAAUCAUAAACGAUAUAAAGAGGUUUUACAUGAUACUUAGAAAUGUAUGCGAGCUCGACUUGCAUAACAUAACGUCCAGUAUUUCGAAAACGCAACCCGUAUAAUUAUAAUGAUAGUUGAGGUUACUCGUUCCCCCGCGCAAAAUUUCAGAGGCUAUGCUCAGCUGUACGCAUCAAAGCUACCUACUACAACUGUAUGCAUGCAGGUGAAGAUAUUUCAAUAAAUAAUGCAACGGGAAUGUGACCUGAAACGUAUCACUAUUUCCUUAUUGUAAUUUUUAUUCAAGUUUGUCAAAUUUCCGGGAUG
This is a messenger RNA of Dendronephthya gigantea, 1910 nucleotides long. Its product is annotated as protein CLP1 homolog. The record is from RefSeq and is a predicted model, not a curated record. The transcript has 14 exons. Gene Ontology annotation, cellular component: mRNA cleavage factor complex; nucleus. Gene Ontology annotation, molecular function: polynucleotide 5'-hydroxyl-kinase activity. NCBI's taxonomy places the organism in Eukaryota, Metazoa, Cnidaria, Anthozoa, Malacalcyonacea, Nephtheidae. Gene Ontology annotation, biological process: tRNA splicing, via endonucleolytic cleavage and ligation. Bases 116 to 1417 code for a protein of 433 amino acids.